AUGGACGCAACCACACAAGCUCAGCCUCUGGCCGACCGCUCAACCAACACCCACCUGACCAACGCGAGUGACAAGACCGACCUGAAGGCCUCAGACAUCUCAUCAAUGGAGUACCAUCGCCAGGUGUUGCAGGGCAAAGUCACGAGUGAGGAACAACCAACCUCCUACGUCUCACCCUCAGACGACAUCAUGAGCCCCUGCACAAAGAAGUUGAGCGAUAUCAAGGGCAAGCGGUUUAAGAAUGCCGGCAAGCCCCAGUCGCUGUUCGCCAAGCUCGGCAAGAAGAGCUACGAGCAAUCUUCAGCCGAGCAGGGCCGGACUGAAAACUAA
Messenger RNA from Penicillium expansum, 330 nucleotides. RefSeq names its product Spo12 family protein. The transcript has 3 exons. Lineage: Eukaryota; Fungi; Ascomycota; Eurotiomycetes; Eurotiales; Aspergillaceae. The record is from RefSeq and is a predicted model, not a curated record. The coding region runs from base 1 to 330 and encodes 109 amino acids.